Messenger RNA from Microbotryum saponariae, 714 nucleotides. The record is from the annotation of a GenBank genome assembly. NCBI's taxonomy places the organism in Eukaryota, Fungi, Basidiomycota, Microbotryomycetes, Microbotryales, Microbotryaceae.
AUGCACGCCGUAGGUUCAUAAACUACGUUUGGCUUCGCUCUGGACUCUCACCCAGCUGGCCCCUGACGCGUCCUUCGCGCUCGGCUUUGUACACAAAUUCCGCAUCAGGUCGCCGACUUUUGCUUGAUCCCUAUGGGAAUUGGGGAAGUGGGGGUCACCAAGGUCGGUCACACCCAUAGUCGAUGAGCCCGUAGCUGGUACAACUUGACGUGCUCAUCCCCCCUCUGGGCCCACCCCCACUUCCCCUUCUCCCAUCGCACCCUCGACCUUAUAGUACAUUGCCGAAUGUCAACGCGUACUCGAGAAAUCAGGCUUGGAAUACAAGUUGCACGGAUGCAAGUUGCCCAACGUUCAGCAUAUGCCCAAUCUGGAUUCGGGCUAAUCUUCAAUCGCGAUGACCGUCGUCGAUUAUUCCCUCUUUCCACGCAGAUGGUACAGGAGUACAAGGUGAAUUCGGCCAAGUGAUGAAGGUCAUCGAAGAAUGCCAUCAAGCUGUUCACGCCAUGGGCUGCGUAAGUCCCUACUGCACCCAACUCGCUUUGGAAGCCUUUACCUUUGCUGAAUGAAAACCUUUCUACCCUCGGACCACGUCAACAGCCCCGAGUCGCCACCGACAUUCGAAUCGGUACACGCACGGAUAAACAAGGUAGUUUGGACAAUAAGGUUUCGAGCGUACAGCAGUUGCUCAUUAAGGAUGAGGCGAAAAAGGAGUAG